AUGAGCUACGCUUUACGCAACCGCAAUGGCACUGUCGCUGCUGACGACAAGGAGAACUCAGCUGCCAAUCAUGUCGCCAAUCUCGCCAAUCUCAAGGACCAUAUUCAAGGCAACAAAGAAAACGUAGCAAAACCAACCAAAAAGACCAUCAAAGGCAAGGCUCCUUCAGCUGCAGAAGAAGUAGUAGCCUCGCCAAAGAAGGAACCACGUCGACCUGUCUUGGGAAACAAGGAGAAUGACCCAAACUUGCACCAAGUCAAGGAGGGUGUAAACUCAAAAGUCGGUAAACCAAAGGUGGCUCCUGGUCAUAGCAAAGUCGUCAAACCCAAGUUGCCUCCUGUUGUUGAAGCUGAACCUGAGGUAGUAGUGAAAGAAGCUCCUCCACGCAAGACCAGAUCAAAGGCUGAGGCUAAGGCUGAAGCUGCCGCCGCUGCCAUCAAGGAACAACAUCAUCCAGUUGCACCCAAACCUCAAAACCCUAUCGAAAUCGACCAAACAGAAACCGCCAAACCAAAAGAAGAAGCUAGAGCCGUAAAAGCAUCAAAUAAAGCAGCACCCAAACCGUCAUCAGCUCCUAAAGUUGUCGUAGCACCCAAACCACAAACUCCCAUCGCUCCACCUCAACCUGUACUUCCGGCAGCUCCAGAAAACGAUUGGGAAGACUUGGAUGCUGAUGAUAUCAAUGAUCCCGUCAUGGUUGCUGAAUAUGUUGUCGAGAUCUUUGAAUACAUGAGGCGUUUAGAACUUCGAACAUUGGCCGAACCAAACUAUAUGGAACACCAACAAGAACUCACCUGGCAAAUGAGAAGCAUUCUCAUCGACUGGAUUGUUGAUGUCCACAACAAGUUCCGUCUCUUGCCCGAAACGCUAUAUCUCACAGUCAAUAUCAUCGAUCGAUUCUUGUCUGCUCGUGUCGUGUCUCUAUCAAAGCUUCAACUGGUUGGUAUCACCGCUCUCUUUAUUGCUUCCAAAUAUGAAGAAAUCGUUGCCCCCAGUAUUGAUAAUCUGUUAUAUAUGGCUGAACAUGGUUAUACUCAAGAAGAAGUGGUCCGAGCUGAACGAUAUGUAUUAGGUGCUCUCGAAUUCUCCAUUCAAUACCAAAGCCCUAUGAGCUUCCUUCGACGUGGAUCCAAGGCUGAUGGUUAUGACAUCCAGACUCGUACCUUGGCCAAGUACCUAAUGGAAAUCAGCAUUAUUGACCAGCGCUUCCUUGUAUGUCCACCAUCGGAAAUCGCAGCGGCAGGAUUGUUCCUGGCUCGUCGAAUGCUUGGUCGUGAUGAAUGGGACGCCAACUUGGUACAUUACUCUGGAUAUACUGUAGAGCAACUUGAUCCGUGUGUAACACUCAUGCUCGACUUUUUGGGCACGCCUACUGCUCAUGAUGCUGUUUACCGCAAGUACUCGGGUAAAAAGUUCAUGAGAGCAAGUGUGUUUGUUCGACAAUGGAUUGAAACCAAUCCAGUGGCUGCUCCAGUCGGCAACAACGAUGAAGCCCCAGCCACAGAAGAAGCAGGACCAAGUUCCGAAUAA
Molecule: messenger RNA, 1530 nt
Organism: Synchytrium microbalum
Lineage: Eukaryota; Fungi; Chytridiomycota; Chytridiomycetes; Synchytriales; Synchytriaceae
Exons: 6
Coding region: 1-1530 (509 amino acids)
Biological process (GO): regulation of cyclin-dependent protein serine/threonine kinase activity; mitotic cell cycle phase transition
Cellular component (GO): cyclin-dependent protein kinase holoenzyme complex; cytoplasm; nucleus
Molecular function (GO): cyclin-dependent protein serine/threonine kinase regulator activity
Source: RefSeq, a predicted model, not a curated record